Molecule: messenger RNA, 1056 nt
Organism: Drosophila gunungcola (fruit fly)
Lineage: Eukaryota; Metazoa; Arthropoda; Insecta; Diptera; Drosophilidae
Exons: 2
Coding region: 1-1056 (351 amino acids)
Source: RefSeq, a predicted model, not a curated record
AUGCAUCAGCUAUCUUAUGAUGAAGAGGAAUCAUUUCCAGUUGGAGCUAAAAUCGUUCGUAGAAGUUUCUAUGUGGACGAUCUAAUCUCUGGUGGCGAUUCAGUUGAAGAGGUGAAAGAAAUUCGUCAUCAGGCUUCCGUCGAGAUGCACGGAUUCUGUGAUGCUAGCACAACAGCUUACGGCGCGGCCAAUGGCAACGCUGAAGCACAUCUACUCUGCGCCAAGUCUAGAGUAGCUCCCUUAAAAGCUUUAACAAUACCAAGAUUAGAACUUUCAGCAGCGUGUUUAUUGGCUGAGCUUAUCUUAAACGUUAAGGAAUCCAUAGGUUUUGAUUGCAGCUUUCACUGCUGGUCGUUCUCGUCUAUUGUGUUGGCUUGGAUUCGGCAGCCUCCGAGGGAGUUUAACGUAUUUGUGUCUAAUAGAAUCGCGAAAAUCCAGGAAAUGACGAAAGGAAUGGCUUGGCAUCAUGUUCCAACAGACUUGAAUCCGGCGGAUGUGGUAUCGCGCGGAUGUACCUCCCAAGAAUUGCAGGAGCACUCCCUUUGGGCAAAUGGACCUCCAUUUCUACUGAAAGAAGCGUCGAACUGGCCCUCCCUAUUAGAUGCAGUAAAGAACCUUCCGGAACGGCGUUCCACGGCGCUAAUUGGAACCGUUGGCACUGACAUAUUUAUCAACUGCAAGAUUUUCAACUCAUUCGACAAGUUGCAGCGUGUUUUUGCGUACAUUUAUCGAUUCAUUUCAAAUUGCAGCGCCAAAUCAUUACCUUCAACCAUCUAUCUGACCGUUGACGAGAUCAGCUUCGGAACCGUUCUGCUUCUAAGGAGCAUUCAACAGGUUCACAUAGCGGUGGAGUAUGAAGUUCUUAGCCAAGGCAAGCCUUGUCCUCCGAAGAGCAAGUUGAUUUCUCUGAUGCCAAUACUUAGCUCUGAGGGUUUACUUCGUGUUGGUGGAAGGCUUCAAAAUGCGAGCUUGGACUACGAGGCUAAGCAUCCGAUAUUGUUACCCAAGGAUCAUCCGGUCACCAGGGCGAUUAUCUUCUAUUAUCAUGAAAAAUAA